This is a messenger RNA of Penaeus indicus, 1017 nucleotides long. RefSeq lists its product as uncharacterized. The transcript has 4 exons. The record is from RefSeq and is a predicted model, not a curated record. The coding region runs from base 1 to 1017 and encodes 338 amino acids. NCBI's taxonomy places the organism in Eukaryota, Metazoa, Arthropoda, Malacostraca, Decapoda, Penaeidae.
AUGCCGGUCCCGCUGUUUGGACACAUUCCUGCUAACUGUCCCCUACGGAGCAAGGACCUGUUGCAGAGGCAUAGCCCUCUUACGGUUCCUCCAACUACUACCGCCACCGCCACAAGAGGUCUGCUGACCCCGUUGCUGAAGCUGAAGCUAGCUACGGCUACAGGUUAUAUCACCCCGUGUAUCACCACUCCUUCCAAUACACUCCCUACACUCACAGCCACUACAAGAGAUCUGCCGAGCCAGAAGCUGAUCCUAGUUUCAGCUAUGGCCACAACCACCAUAGCGGAGCUCACUAUGGUUACGAUUUGUCGGCGUUCUGUCAAGGUCUUCCGUGGGAAGAGGUAUAUAAGGAGCCGGACGCAUUGCCGGAGUCACAUCGCCCUGUUCCGUCUCACCAAUCCUGCAGAGAUGAAGUACUUGGUGUUUGUGCUCCUGGUGGCUGCCGCUUGCGCUUCUGAGGUGGAGAAGCGAGAGGCGGAGCCAAGUCGUGCUUUAAGCUAUGGCUACGGUGUUCACCACCACGCCUACCCCCGCACCUACUACCACCCUUACCACCGUUUCCACAAGAGGUCCGCUGAGCCUGAGGCUGAUGCCGAGCCUUCUUACUUAGGCUACUACCGUCCCUAUUCCUACAGCUACCACAAUACUCCCUAUGUCCACCACCACUACAAGAGGUCCGCCGAACCUGAGGCCGAAGCCGAGCCCUCUUACGGCUCCUCCAACUACUACCGUCCCUAUUCCUACGGCUACCAACCACACCACUAUAUUCCCUCCGUCCACCACCACCACAAGAGGUCUGCUGACCCCGUUGCUGAGGCUGAUGCUAGCUACGGCUACAGGUCAUACCACCCCGUGUAUUACCACUCCUACCAACACACACCCUACACUCACAGCCACUACAAGAGAUCUGCUGAACCAGAAGCUGAUCCUAGCUAUGGCCACCACCACCAGACAGUGUACCGUCCCUACCAUAGCGGAGCUCACUAUGGUUACAGUUACCGCGCUCACCACCACUAA